Messenger RNA from Phyllostomus discolor (pale spear-nosed bat), 1783 nucleotides. RefSeq names its product zinc finger protein OZF-like. The record is from RefSeq and is a predicted model, not a curated record. NCBI's taxonomy places the organism in Eukaryota, Metazoa, Chordata, Mammalia, Chiroptera, Phyllostomidae. The coding region runs from base 141 to 1520 and encodes 459 amino acids. Gene Ontology annotation, molecular function: DNA-binding transcription factor activity; RNA polymerase II cis-regulatory region sequence-specific DNA binding. The transcript is spliced from 2 exons. Gene Ontology annotation, biological process: regulation of transcription by RNA polymerase II.
CUGUACAGGGACGUGAUGUGGAGACCUACUGGAACCUGGUCUCGCUGGACGUGGAGACUAGACCUGACACGAAGGAACUGGACCCACAGGAGGACGAUUGGGAAGACAGACCAUCUGUUGUGGUUGUUGCAGAAGGACCCAUGAAGAAUGGUGCCCGGAGUUACCCCUGUGAAGGAGCAGGGACACAGGGUGACUGGAUGGGGUGGCAACAGGAGAGUCCAGGAACCUGUCUGGGGAAUUUGGACAUAUCCCAAGCAUUAGCCCCUGAAUAUUGUGAGUUUAAGACAUUUGUCCACCAAAGCCCCACGUGGGCCACAAUGAUAUCAGAGGGACAUAGGGGAGCGGAGACACACCCAUUCACCGUGUGUGGGAAGGACUCAGGUACUUCAGUCCUCGUUCCUCUCUCCACCCUCAAUGCAGAGAAGAAGCCAUACGAGUGUGGGGAAUGUGGCAAGGCCUUCAGCUACAACUCAUCCCUGAGGAUGCAUCAGCGAAUCCACACUGGGGAGAAGCUCUUGUCAUGCCACACGUGUGGGAAGCAGUUCACCCAGCAGUCAUCCCGUACCGUCCACCAGCGUGUGCACACCGGGGAGAAACCUUACACGUGUGGGGACUGUGGCAAGGCCUUCAUGCUGAAGGUGAACAUCAUCCAGCACCAGAGAACGCAUACCGGGGAGAAACCGUAUGUGUGCGGGGAGUGCGGCAAGGCCUUCAGGCUGAAGGCGCACAUCAUCUUACACCAAAGGACGCACACUGAGGAGAAGCCAUUCACGUGUGGGGACUGUGGCAAGGCCUUCAGACAGAAAGGGAAUCUCAAAGAGCACCAGAGGAUGCACAGCGGGGCAAAGGCAUAUGUGUGUGGGGACUGUGGCAAGUCCUUUAGCCAAAAGACGUACAUCAUCCGGCACCAGAGGACUCAUACUGGGGAGAAGCCGUACCAGUGUGGAGACUGUGGCAAGUCCUUCAGCCGGAAGGAGACCCUCAAAGAACAUGAGUGGACACACAAUGGAGAGAAGCUGUACCUGUGUGAGUAUUGUGGAAAGGCCUUCAUUCAGAAAAGGCUCCUUAUCCGGCACCAGAGGACACACGCUGGCAAGAAGCCAUUCAUGUGUGACAAUUGCGGUGAGGCCUUCAGACAGAAAGGGAACCUCAUCCUGCACCAGAGGAUGCACACUAGGGAGAAUCCAUACGUGUGUGGGGACUGUGGCAAGGCCUUCAGUCAGAACGAGUACCUCAUCCUGCACCAGAGUACUCACACUGAGGAGAAGCCAUACAUAUGCAGUCAGUGCGGCAAGGCCUUCAGACAGCACUUCUCCCUCAGGGUGCACCAGCGUGUGCACACUGGAGAGAAGCCCUACAAGUGCAGCCAGUGUGGCAAGGCCUUUAGCCAAAAGUCCUCGCUGAGGACACAUUGGCGCGUACACACUGGAGAGAAGCCCUAUAAGUGCAGCCAGUGCAGUAAAACCUUCAGCAAAAACUGCUCUCUCAGGAAGCACAGGCACGUACACAUUGAGAAGUAGCCCUACCAAUGCUCCCUCUGCCAGAAGCACUCCAUGACACACUUGUCCCUGCAGGAAAAUGUGACCAGCCACCUCUGAGGAGAACCUUUGUAAGAAUGGCCGGUGCAGCACAGCCUUAAUCAGGAACUUCUUGCUUUCUGUCUACUGGAGGAUCCACAUGGGAGAGAAGCCCUGCCUGUGUGACAUGUGGGGGGAACCUUCAGCAGGAACUUAAACCUCACCAGACACAUGGCAGGGAGGUGUGGAGCUCCGAAUCCACACCC